Microcebus murinus (gray mouse lemur) is the source of this 2123-nucleotide messenger RNA. NCBI's taxonomy places the organism in Eukaryota, Metazoa, Chordata, Mammalia, Primates, Cheirogaleidae. The record is from RefSeq and is a predicted model, not a curated record.
UGGAGUGCCUGAGGGAGAGGGCCAGUCUCCCUGACCUACCAGACGGCGGUGGUGGGAUCCCUGGCGCCCAGGUGUCAGAAACACGAUGAUCCCCACCUAGGCCGUUCAGGUGGCCUGAGAGAGCGUGAGGUCUUCUCAGUCGGUUGAAAUGUCUAUGAUUUUAUCUGCCUCAGUCAUUCGUGUCAGAGAUGGACUGCCACUUUCUGCUUCUACUGAUUAUGAACAAAACACAGGAAUGCAGGAGUGCAGAAAGUAUUUUAAAAUGCUCUCAAGGAAACUUGCUCAACUUCCUGAUAGAUGUACACUGAAAACUGGACGUCAUAACAUUAAUUUUAUUAGCUCUCUGGGAGUGAGCUACAUGAUGUUGUGCACUGAAAAUUACCCAAAUGUUCUCGCCUUCUCUUUCCUGGAUGAGCUUCAGAAGGAGUUCAUUACUACUUAUAACAUGAUGACGACAAAUACUGCUGUCAGACCAUACUGUUUCAUUGAAUUUGAUAACUUCAUUCAGAGGACCAAGCAGCGAUACAAUAAUCCCAGGUCUCUUUCAACAAAGAUAAACCUGUCUGACAUGCAGAUGGAAAUCAAGCUGAGGCCCCCUUAUCAAAUUUCCAUGUGUGAACUGGGGUCAGCCAAUGGAGUCACAUCUGCAUUUUCUGUUGACUGUAAAGGUGCUGGUAAGAUUUCUUCUGCUCACCAGCGACUGGAACCAGCAACUCUGUCAGGGAUUGUGGCAUUUAUCCUUAGUCUUUUAUGUGGAGCUCUGAAUUUAAUUCGAGGCUUUCAUGCCAUAGAAAGUCUCCUGCAGAGUGAUGGUGAAGAUUUUAAUUACAUCAUUGCAUUUUUCCUCGGAACAGCAGCCUGCCUUUACCAGUGUUAUUUACUUGUCUACUACACCGGCUGGCGGAAUGUCAAAUCCUUUUUGACUUUUGGCUUAAUCUGUCUAUGCAACAUGUAUCUCUAUGAACUGCGCAACCUCUGGCAGCUUUUCUUUCAUGUGACCGUGGGAGCGUUUGUCACACUACAGAUCUGGCUACGGCAAGCCCAGGGCAAGGCUCCUGAUUAUGAUGUCUGACACCAUCCUUAAGACAUACUGCCUUGGCUUCCGGGGGAAAGGAGGGAACAUAUCUUAACUGCCACUGUGAUGAAGAAACUAUUCACCACAAAUGAGAAGCUCUGCUUUCUUUCUCUCCAACUUUCCUUUUUUAAAAUCAGCAUGGCAUGCCUGUGAGCAUGCAAGACCUGCUAGGAAAACUCCUCUCAGAAGAAUGUUGACCAUGAGAUUAUCAUUCAGAGGAGGAGAAGGAAGAGACUUCUCUCUUCAGGUCUGGAACAGUGGAAGAACCGUCAGAUGCCAUCGGAAGACUUGGCCAGCAGUCCUAAAUCCUUGCUGACGAGUUCAGUCAAAAAAUAGAUAUGGUACUUGCUGUGAGGACCAAGCACCGGAACUCUACAACCUGAGUUUGCCUUUGUGAGGCAUUACUAUAGACCAAAUAUAAAGAUGCUACAGAAAUUGGGAAGUUUAUAUUUUGAACAAAUGACUGUGCUAAAUACCAGAUUAUUUGCACAUUUGUGGUACCAAGAGUUUAUGACGUCCAGGAUGGUGUGGAAUUGGUUCUUGUUACUUUUAUAUUUUUGCUUGAAUCUUAACUCUGGAAAUAACCUGCUGUAGGAAAAGGCUGUGGUGAGCUCAUCUCUGGAACAUCACAAGUAUUGCAAAUACAGAGACAUAUGUUUCCUUUCUAGACCACGUUUGUCGUUUCUUUAAAAAAUCACUUAAAAAAUGAUUCAUUAGACUAUAGCCAUUCUUUCCCAAAACCAAUCAUUUGAGUACUAUUUAUACUGUUAUUUACUUAGUAUUUAUUUUUUUAAUUUUAAAGUAUUUUAAAAAGAAACAAAUCCUACUCCAAGUGUGAAAUCAGUAUCAAUUACCAUGAAUGAAAGAUAACCACAAAAUAAAAUUAACACAAAAAAUGUUAAGAUAUAGCGAGGUAUUAAUGCUGCCAAGGCUCUGAAUCUAAGAGGUCUGUGCUUUGUGGCAGUGGGAGAGAUGUUACCUAGCACCAAGAUAAGGCUCUGUUUCUGGAAUAAUCAGAGGACAAUAGAAAAUUGUAAAGGGAAUGCCA